Maniola jurtina (meadow brown) is the source of this 972-nucleotide messenger RNA. Its product is annotated as collagenase-like. The record is from RefSeq and is a predicted model, not a curated record. The coding region runs from base 1 to 972 and encodes 323 amino acids. Gene Ontology annotation, molecular function: serine-type endopeptidase activity. Lineage: Eukaryota; Metazoa; Arthropoda; Insecta; Lepidoptera; Nymphalidae. The transcript is spliced from 8 exons. Gene Ontology annotation, biological process: proteolysis.
AUGACGGCGGGGCGAGCUCUUGUGUUCGUGUUGGCGUUGAGUUGGGCUAACGCUUUGCCCACACCGGGUGAACUAGAUUUCGUUGAAAAUGUUCGCGAUGUCGGGAUGCCCAGGAUCGUCUCGGGCUGGGAAGCCGAGGAGGGCCAGAUCCCGUACCAGCUUUCCCUCCGUAUGGUUGCCAAAAACGGAGCGGUGUUCAGCUGCGGCGCCACCAUCAUCCACAGCGAGUGGGGGCUCACCGCUGCGCACUGCACCGCCGAGCGUGUAACCAUCGUCAUUCGCGCUGGUGGUCGCGCCCUGAGCCGCCCUCAGCUGCUGUUUGAGACGACAGACUAUUACAACCACCCUGAGUACGAUGAGUCGCUCACAAUAGUGCAGCCCCACGACAUCGGCGUCAUCAAGUUUAAUAGAGUCCUAGAGUUCAAUGACCUCGUUCAGCCCAUCAGACUGCAGGCGUCUGCGGAUAAGUAUAAAAACUACGACAUGAUCCGAUUGCAGACCAGCGGUUGGGGACGAACAUGGACCAACGGCGUCGGCCCCGAAGUGCUGAACUGGGUGUACCUCCUCGGCACCAGCAACGCGCGCUGCAGAGCCGCCUUCGGUGGAAGCCCCAUCGUCGUCGACUCCACCAUCUGCGCCAGCAACUACAACGUCACCAGCCAGUCCACUUGCCAGGGUGACAGCGGUGGCCCGUUGGUCGUGAUUGACGUGGACGGUCUCCCAUCCGAAGUUGGUGUCACCUCCUUUGUGUCCGGCACUGGCUGCCACACUGGCUUCCCUGCUGGUUUUAUCCGCCCGGGGCCUUAUCACGAAUGGUUGACGGAAGUGACUGGCAUUGACUUUGACUGGGACCCAUCUUCUACCACGCCCACCUCUCCCUCGCCACCUGAAGAAGAUUCCGAAGAAUCUGAAGAAGGUGAAGAAGAUACAUCUUCUUCAUCAUCUUCUGAAGAAGGUGAAGAAGAUGAUUAA